AUGGCCCCUGGAUUGGCAAUGAUUGAGAUCCUCGACAGCGCAGUUCUACCAGUUAGAGUCUUCAUCAAUCGGAAGCAGUUGUUGAAAAGGAUAUCUGAAGUGAAGACUAUUUUCGAAACUCCGGUUUUGUCGAAUAAUUCCAUCGUUAGAUUAAAAUCUCCUUUAGUCAAAUUGUACUUAUCGAACAACGAUACUCGCAACCUUUGCAAUGAAGUCAAAAAUGAUCUCUUGUUGAUCAUCUACAAUCUAACCUCCAAUGAAGUACGACAGGGUGCAUUAAGCAAGCUGAAAAUAGGUCAAACAAUGGAUUUUGUUGAUCUUUUCGACAAGCUCCCUGUCCUGCCUUUCAAACCCUCAGAUUAUCCGACUAACGAUGAAAAUACGGGCAAAUUCCAUUCACAUCUUUCCACGAUCGAAAGGCUUGGAAAGCACCAAUACAAGUUACGUUUCAAGAAAUGUUGGGAAAUAGACAUUUUUAUUACUGAUAUAAGAAAGCUUGCACUUAUUCGAAAUUCACUUCUCUAUAAAUCAUCUGGAGGACGAUAUCUAUCAAAGAGUACUGAUUCAAUUCUGUCUCGAGAUGUAGGAUCCAUGAAGGUUUUAAAGCGCAAAAGAAUAGAAACGAAAGAGGCUGGGAAUAGUGAAGAUCCUCUCUUGAUUUUAGAAAGCGAUGAAGAGCAGGAUAUAUCGAAUAUCCAGCUGGAAACUAUGCCAAUAGCUCAAAAAGGAGAUAGCAUUAUCGAUACUAAUCAAGAAUUUGAGAAAAAACCUCUUUUUGAAUAUCGAUAUCAACCAAUGAUUAGCUACGGUAAGUGUGUUGAGUUUCAUGUCUUGAAAAGGCCAAGGAGAAAUGCAUCUAAAGGUGAAUCAAUUCCUGCGCGUUGA
Lachancea fermentati is the source of this 885-nucleotide messenger RNA. NCBI's taxonomy places the organism in Eukaryota, Fungi, Ascomycota, Saccharomycetes, Saccharomycetales, Saccharomycetaceae. The record is from the annotation of a GenBank genome assembly.